UAAUGAUAUUGAUUUCAUAUUGUGUAUGUUGAUAUUAUUUUCUUAUAUAGUUGGUCAAAAUUUACGAAGUUUGACUUCUGGUAAAUUUUUAUAUGCACUAAAAGGAAACGGAGGGAGUACAAAACAUGUCAGAAUACAAAACAUGAGAAAUCCUUUUAAGUAGGGCAUUCAUAGAUACACCCAAAUAUCUAGACCCAAGAGCCACCAAGGAUCAACUGCCAACCACUGCCGUUUGUAAUGACAUCACUGACAGGAAUUCAAGGAUGCAAAAUUGAAUAGUAAAGAAAGCUUUGUUUGUAAUGACAUCACUGACAUGAAUUCAAGGAUGCAAAAAUUGAACGGUAAAGAAAGCUUUGUUUGUAAUGACAUCACUGACAUGAAUUCAAGGAUGCAAAAUUGAACGGUAAAGAAAGCUUUGUUUGUAAUAACAUCACCGAUAGGAAUUCAAGGAUGCAAAAUUGAACGGUAAAGAAAGCUUUGUUUGCAAAGACAACAAUGGUAAGUUUCCGGAAUUCAUCUUUUGGAAUUUUAUUUUGGAUGUUAUUAAGAAACAAAAAUCUUAAGGAGAAAAUAAAAGAGUCAAGAACACCGGGGCAAAUCAAUAGAAGGUUUCGUGAGUCAACCAAAAUUAGUACAUACGCAUCACUAACUAAAGAGCGCUGCUAUGCAGACGACGAUGCGCGGACGAUUUGUGCACGACGCUGCACAUCAGGUCGUCCAUGCAUAUCAUCGAAGUCCAAUGGACGGCUGGAUGUGGCAUCGUCCAACUGUCGUGCGAUCGAUGCAUCGUCUGCACGGCAUUUUCGCUAACUAAAAGUAUGAAGUCACUGUCAUUAUGCUUCCACUCUAGUCCAACAAUCUGUAGGGCAAGGAUAAAAUAAUUCAUCUGGAAAUGUGUGAAUGCACUCCCUUGUAUAACUAUAAUGCGAGUGGGAAAAGUCAUAACUUGGGGGAUAGAAAAUGCAGUGUCACCAAGAGAAGAAGCACGAUAGCAUAAGAGAUGAACUUCUAAUCCAAAUGUAGUCCCAAUGUUAAACGUAUAACAUCUGAGUCAGUACACAAACUGGAGGAAAUACUCAACCAAAAACAAAGUUUCUAUUCUUUAGUCAUUCACUCAUUCACAAAUCGCAGAGGAAGUAUAUGUUAGCAUGGCUAGCUCUUAUUCUGAUACGCAAAGCGGCGAAACGCAAGCUGUUAGGGCUGGGUCGGCCGACGGCUUCUCGAGGAAGAAGAUGGACAGGGAAUGGUCCAAGGAACAAGAAGGAAAAAAUCAUUCCUUUUUUUUGACACGGAAAUAAUCAUUCCUGAUACAACGGCUAAGGGCCUCUUUGAUUCACAGGAUUCUGAAAACGCAGGAAUAGGAAAAACAUAGGAUUGGAAUGUCAUGCUCAUCUCCAUCCUAUAGGAUUUUGGGUUGUUUGACUGCAUCAUAGGAAAAACAAAGGAUUCCUUCAAAGAGGUUUGAGUGGAUGCUAAAAAUCCUAUUGGAAGUAGUAUAAAGAAAUCCUUAGGAAAAAUUCCUGUAGGAUUCAAUCCUUUGAAUCAAACAGCCAACAUAGGAAAAAAUCCUAAGGAUUAUGAUCCUCCAAAAUUCCUAUGUAAAUCUUUUGAAUCAAAGGAGCCCUAAGAGUCAAAAUGAUGGAUUGGCUAGGCAGGUCCCUGAAUUUCUUUUUCUCGCUGGGUAUGUUGAUCGAGGAAGCGCUUGAGAGAUACUAGAUCCUGGCAUUCGUAAGACGACGCGAUGCACGGUGUGGUUGACCGCUAGCUCCGGCGGAUGUACGUGACGUGAAGGCGGUGCAUGGUCCGGGUAGUCGCAAAUGGUGCCGCGUGCGAGGGGGACGCGGUGGACGCCGGCCGGACUUCUGCAGUUGUGGAGCCGCCGUUAAUUUAAUUUUGGGUAGGCUUGGAAGAGAGCGUUGCCUGCGCAUGCGUGCCUCGGAUGUCGCGCGCGCCAGCGAGGGCCAUUAAUUAGCUGAGCCGAGCCCGAAGAGACAAGUCCUCACCCACCCACCGGCUCAAACUAUUCCCCUCCCGAAACCCUCCCUCGCCUCCACAGUCCACACCGGCCGACCAUGCCGCAGCUGCCGGACGAGCUCGUGGAGGAGAUCUUCCUCCGCCUCCCCAAGGACGAGCCCGCGGCGCUCGUGCGGGCCUCCCUCGCCAGCAAGCCCUGGCUCGCCCUGCUCACCGGCCCCGCCUUCCGCGGCCGCUACCGCGAGUUCCACGACGCUCCCCCAAUGCUGGGCUUCCUCUACAGCCGGGCCGACGGCUCCGGCCACAAGGGAGACCCCGCCCCACGCCUCGUCUCCACCUCCAAGUUCGGCGCGCGCAUUCCGGACUUCGCCAGUACGGACCCGGACUUUGAUUUGAUUGCGUGGGACUGCCGCCAUGGCCGGGUUCUCCUCGGGGAUGCGUAUUUCUCUCCUAGGCUGCUCGUGGUUUGGGACCCCAUGACGGGCUGCACUCGGCAGCUGGAUCGGCCGGACGUCGACAAGAUCGCGGUGCUCUGCGCGGUGAGCGGCUGUGACCACCGCUCGUGUCACGCCGGUCCCUUCAAGAUGGUCGGCGUUGUCGUGAACAUUAGUGUAGAUGGUGGUUGUGUUGCACGCGUGUACGUGUCGUCGCCGGACAUGGGUGACUCUGACGAGUGGAAGGAGCCGUGCCCUGGUCUUGAUGUUGCAGCGGAUGCAUUCAUCUAUGAUAUACCCGCUGUCCUCCUCCACGACGCACUCCACUUCAUACUUGGGUACCACGAUGAUAAUGAUCGUGUGGGAAUUCUCAAGUACAGCUUGACCUCUGAUUCUUUAUCAUUGAUUGAUGUGCCGUUUGCCGCUCAUGCCGAUAUCCUCAUGGCGAUGAAGGAUGGCAGUCUGGGGCUUGCACAUGUGGACAGCAGGUUAACCCUCUACGUGUGGUCCAGACAAAUAGAUUCCAACGGAGUUGCGUCAUGGACUCAUGGUAGAGUCGUGGAUCUCAAGAACCUUAUCCCUAUUAAAAAUACCAAGAGAAGACCUAUACUGAUUGGAUCUGUGGAGGGCAGAGAUAUCAUUUUCGUGAAGACGGAUCUUGGCGUCUACGAGAUUGAUCUCAAGACACUAGAGUGGAAGGAGCGGAUGAAGGGGGAAGACGUCUAUUCUUUGAUUCCGUACAUGAGCUUCUACAAUCCGCCAGAAAGGAUGAUCCCUGGUGAUGCGUCACGUUGAGAAUGUGCGGUUGAGUAUGCAGGAUGCUACUACUCAUCAACAAGAAACAUGACAACUUGGAGGCAUUACUUAGUAGACUUUCGGUGCAGUGGUGCCUGCGUGUUUUCUUAUAUUAGUGUUGGCUUUUGUCUGUUAGUUUGACAGUUUCUCCGUGUCUUUGUGGUGCGUAAGUGGGUGAAUGGAUUAUCUUGUAGCAAACCUUUAAUUUCUUGCAUGCAUGUGAACCGUUAUUACAAUUUGCUAUCCCAACUUUUGAUCUAGACUCUAAAUUCAUCUCCCAAAAGGUGCAUCUUUGGUGAGCAGAUGCUGAUGGCAUGUC
Molecule: messenger RNA, 3522 nt
Organism: Triticum aestivum (bread wheat)
Lineage: Eukaryota; Viridiplantae; Streptophyta; Magnoliopsida; Poales; Poaceae
Exons: 2
Coding region: 2073-3203 (376 amino acids)
Molecular function (GO): protein binding
Source: RefSeq, a predicted model, not a curated record